AUGUGCAAGCUACUCCUCCUUCUUGCACUUCUAGGAAGCACUCAAGCCCAACUCUCCCUAUACAUACCCGAUACUGACCCUCAGCCUUUGUCUGCUAUCGAGCUCGGUGUGGGAGAGAAUGGGAGGACGACAUGGGAGAUCUUACCUGGGGAGCCCACGGGCACUUGGGUUCGACAGGCAGAUGGGUUCCCUACACUAACCUUGGUCGAAGGAGCCCAAGAUGCCAUCCUCACCGGCGCUCCAGAUCUAUCCUUUGCAGUAUCCUGCACACUCCUCCCCACAACCCCCGGGCAAUCCACACCCUUAGCAAGUUGUACAAACCUCGACGGCGGCGCAGGGUGGGAAGAAGAUGCCGCUCCUAUACUUGUACAGACCGGGGCGGAUCCGACGGGGGAUACGACAGCCACUUCUGGAGGGACGAGUGCGCAGAGCACGACACGCGCUAUUAGCCCGAAUGGACCUGUGAGUGGGAGUCCAGUGGUGCCGAGCAGCUCGAGCAGGCCACAGGGGAGCGGGGCACUUCCUUCACUCCCAGGUUUAGGCGCGAUUUGGAUCAAAGUGGGGAUGGUUGCUAUUGGGUUGGCAGUGUUUGGUAUAUGGUAA
Dacryopinax primogenitus is the source of this 603-nucleotide messenger RNA. RefSeq lists its product as uncharacterized. The record is from RefSeq and is a predicted model, not a curated record. The transcript is spliced from 3 exons. Bases 1 to 603 code for a protein of 200 amino acids. Lineage: Eukaryota; Fungi; Basidiomycota; Dacrymycetes; Dacrymycetales; Dacrymycetaceae.